This is a messenger RNA of Zea mays, 1626 nucleotides long. Its product is annotated as UDP-glycosyltransferase 73C4. The transcript has 2 exons. NCBI's taxonomy places the organism in Eukaryota, Viridiplantae, Streptophyta, Magnoliopsida, Poales, Poaceae. The record is from RefSeq and is a predicted model, not a curated record. Gene Ontology annotation, molecular function: UDP-glucosyltransferase activity.
AUGCACACAGUGACAAAAGUUCCAAAUGGAGAACGAUUCCUACGCUCCGUCAAGUACUCGCCCGGCCCGGUCGUCUCGUCUGCUAGUGCCAUGUCGGCGGGAAGUGUGGCCGCCGUGCCUGGCACUGACUCGGCGCCGCACUUCAUGCUGGUCCUGAUGAUGGCCGCGGGCCACGCCGGCCCGAUGCUCGACAUGGCCCGCACCCUCUCCGGCGACGGCGCGCUCCCCAUCCGCUUCUUGCCGCUCCGCUUCCCCUGUGCCGAGGUAGGCCUCCCCGAGGGCUGUGAGAGCCUCGACGCGCUCCCGGGCCUCGGCCUCCUCCGCAACUUCAACGACGCCUGCGCCAUGCUCCGCGGGCCGCUCGUCGCGCUCCUCAGGGACAGGGAGGGCGACGCCCUGCCGCCGAGCUGCGUCGUCUCCGACGCCUGCCACCCGUGGACUGGCGGGGUGGCGAGGGAGCUCAGCGUGCUGCGCUUCUCGUUCGAUGGGUUCUACGCCUUCUCCUCCUUAUGCAUGCGCAAGAUGAAUCUCCACAGGAUCUUCGAGGGCAUUGACGACGAUGACACGCGCCCCGUGUGUGUCCCUGCUUUCCCCAUCGACGUCGAGAUAUCGAGGAAGCGGUCGCUUGGAAACUUCACGGGUCCCGGCAUGAAGGAGUUCGGCGAGGAGAUCAUGGCCGAGAGCGAGAGAGCCAACGGCCUGGUGGUGAACAGCUUCGCGGAGAUGGAGCCCAUGUUUAUUGACGCCUAUGAGGCGGCCCUCGGCAUGAAGGUAUGGAGCUUCGGGCCUCUCUUCCUGGCCCCCACCAUGCCGCUGGCGGCGACAGCAGAGGACGCCAACGCCGUCCGGUGCGUGAGUUGGCUCGAGUCCAAGAAGCCCCGAACCGUGGUGUUCGUGAGCUUCGGCAGCCUGGUGCGCUCGUCGCUGCCGCAGCUCGUCGAAAUCGGGCACGACCUCGAGGCGACCAAGCGCCCGUUCAUCUGGGUGGUCAAGCCGCGCAACCUCACCGAGUUCGAGCAGUGGCUGUUCGAGGACGGCUUCGAGUCCCGCGUCGGGGAGACGGGCCUGGCGAUCAGGGACUAGGCACCGUAGAAGGCGAUCCUGUCGCACCCGGCGAUGGGAGCCUUCAUGACGCACUGCGGCUGGAACUCCGUGCUCGAGUGCGUCGCGGCGGGCCUGCCGAUGGUGUCGUGCCCGCACUUCACCGAGCAGUUCAUGAACGAGAAGCUCGUGGUGGAUGUGCUAUGGGUCGGCGUGCCUGUCGGCGUCAAGGGUGCCGCGCAGUGGGGCGUGGAUGCGGAGGGUGUGCUGGCGACGAGGCAGGACGUGGAGAGGGCGGUGGCUGCGGUGAUGGACUACGGGGAGGAGGGCUCUGCGCGCCGGGCAAGGGCCGCCAAGCUCGGCAGGAAGGCUCGGGAAGCCGUGGUACACGGUGGCUCAUCGUUCCGGAACGUGGCGCUGCUCAUACAACACGUCCAGCAGCGAGCCAGCACUAGAAAUCCAUGGAUUGAAAAGAAGCCGAGCGACUGUAGAUAAAUGUGCACUAACGCGAGUACCACAUUAAUAACUGUAUUACCCAAUUGAUAAAAACAUUAUGUAUUAUUUCAAAUAUUCUUAUCCUCCUCA